Molecule: messenger RNA, 1224 nt
Organism: Colletotrichum tamarilloi
Lineage: Eukaryota; Fungi; Ascomycota; Sordariomycetes; Glomerellales; Glomerellaceae
Exons: 3
Coding region: 1-1224 (407 amino acids)
Source: RefSeq, a predicted model, not a curated record
AUGGAAUCAUUCACAACGCUUACUACUGGUUCUCAAACGAGCAGCAAGGUCAAUCUCAUUGAAUUUUAUGAUAGAAAUGCUAUCGAUGUCGAUGUCAAUGCUGAUGCCUCUCUUAACCCUGUUCAACAGCAUGUCGACCUCCAGCUCCAUCUAACAAACCAGAAGCUGCCAGCUCGCCAGGAUUGCAAAUUUCCCACAGAUGAAGUGAUUGAGGAUGCUCUGCCAAAGGGAUUCUCGCUUGGCUCUGCUGAGAUGUUUGGUUACAGUGCGUGGACCACUACGGGCAAGCUUGUCGCCCAUUCGUCGGACUCGGAGGAAUCGUUUUUCGUCAAGAUUGCGCAAGGAGAAAUCGGCAGAGUCAUGCUUCUCGGCGAGUUCGAGUCAUCCAAAAUCAUCUAUAAACUGAUGCCAGACUUCAUCCCGGAGCCUAUUGGGCAUAAAAAGUAUAAGCACGCAGACAAGCCCACGUACUUCUACAUGUCCAGAUUUAUUGAUUUCGACACCACAACGGCACAAGAUCCUUCUGAGUUCUGCCAGCGCUUGGCCGAAAUGCACCAGAAGAGUCAGACUCUUUCGGACAAGUUUGGUUUCGGCGUCACGACAUGUGAUGGCGAUCGUCCGCAUGCUGUAAAAUGGGAGUCAGAUUGGGCCGUGUUCUAUCGGAAACUUUUCCUUCACACGCUUAGCUUGGACAUCAAGAAGAAUGGCACUUGGCCUGAGUAUGAGCGUGCGGCGGACCAAGUAGCCGAGUAUGUGAUCCCACGACUGCUGGGAAAACUCACAUGGAACGGACAACCGAUCAAGCCCAGUCUGAUUCAUGGCGACCUGUGGGCGGGUAACACGGGUAUCAACAAAGACACGAACCUGCCGAUGUUGUUUGAUGCCGGUUCGUACUUUGCCCACAACGAGAUGGAGCUGGGGCACUGGGCUUGCGAGUUCUCGGCAAUCUUUGGAAAGAAAGUGUAUACGGACCAGUACCUUGAAUUCUUUCCCAAGGCGGAGCCCGCUAGCGAGUUUGAGGAUCGGAUUCGGCUUUACAGCCUGAAAGGGGGUAUGAACUACUCCGCUGGCCAUGAUGACAGCCGACUGAGGAUUUCAGCUUACAAUAGCAUGCUCUACCUCUGCGAGAAGUAUGCCCCAGUCGACGGCAUCGGUACUUACGAUGAACGAAUCGACCCGAUGAAGACAGGUGCUAGGAUUGUAUCCCAUGAAGAGAUUAGAUGA